UCUGUCUUAUUUCACUCUGGACCUGUGUCCAAACGUACGUACCUCAAACUCUGUUGCAUGGGAAUGCUGUUACAAUGCUCAUACUCAUUUGAAAAUAUUUCCACAAAUAUGGAGGAGCAUACAGCCUGUGUCUUUUACUGCUUGUCAUCCCUUGCAUCACCAGUAACUACAAAUGGACAAGUCUUGAACAUUUUGUCCCCUGAGAAUUGUGACAUUGAAAUUUUAGACAAUGGAAGGACCAUCAAUGAUUUCAUAGACAAUAAAAUAGAGGAACUUGGUUCAAAGGACAGUGAACAGCCAUUCUAUGUGGCAAAUCUAGAUGAUAUGGUUAAGAAGCACCUGAGAUGGCUCACUACAUUACCUCGAGUCAAGCCUUUCUAUGCACUGAAGUGCAACAGCUCACCAGCGGUUUUGAGGACGAUGAUUGCUCUGGGCACAGGUUUUGACUGUGCUAGCAAGGGUGAGAUUCAGCUGGCCCUGUCCCUCGGUGUGGCACCUGAUAAAAUCAUUUAUGCACACACAACCAAAGCACGGUCGCACAUCAAAUAUGCCCGUACUCAUGGAGUAAAUAUGAUGACUUUUGACAGCGAGGAUGAACUCGUAAAAAUUUCUUUCUGUCAUCCUACAGCCAGACUGGUACUCCGCAUCGCAGUGGACGACACUUGCUCGGUGAUAAGACUCAGUUCAAAGUUUGGAGCCAGACUGGGGACAGUGAAUAAGCUGCUGGGGCGUGCUCGGGAGCUGGACCUGGAUGUCAUUGGGGUCAGCUUCCAUGCAGGCAGCGGGUGCACUGAAAGUUCGGCAUUCAAACAGGCCAUAGCAGAUGCCCGACAUGUUUUUGACAUAGCGAAUAAGUUGGGAUUCCAGAUGACUCUCUUGGACAUUGGUGGAGGGUUCACUGGGAGAAAUGACUUCAAAGUCACAUUUGAAGAGGUUUCAGAAGUCAUUAAUGGAGCACUGGAUGAAUACUUCCCCUCUGACAGUGAAGUGGAGAUCAUCGCUGAGCCAGGCCGAUACUAUGUGGAAUCAUCCUUUACACUGGCAGCGAACAUCAUUGCCAAAAGAGUCAUCCUAGAUGAUACAGAACACAGUGACAUUGUGGAAAACAGCCGGGACAGAACGAUGAUGUACUACCUUAAUGAUGGACUGUACGGUUCCCUGAGUCCCAUCGUCGAUGAACCUUCUUACUACAAGUUUGAACCAUACUGUCACAGGGCUGUUAAGAGCAGUGAGCAGAAGUACCAGUCUAUCAUCUGGGGUCCAACCUGCGACAGCACUGAUAAACUAACUGACGACUACUGGCUUCCUGAGUUGCACGUGGGGGACUGGCUUCUCAUCGACAACUCGGGUGCUUACACUGUUAGUUUAUGCACUGAAUACUGUGGUUUUGAAAGAACACGCAUUUACCUUGUUGUGACAGCUGAAACAUGGCACGCCUUAAACCUUUCUCACAUUUAAAACAUUAUCUGUUAAUAACGUGGUAACACUUCUCUCUCAGUAUAUAAGGUGCUACUGAAUUGUAUGAAGAACACAAAAGAUAAGCAUAAAUAUAAUAAAUACAUGCAGAAAUGAAUAACUAAAUACAUAAAAGAAGGAAAAAUAAAUACAUUUGUGUAAUAUAAAUGGCUAUUUCUGUUUUUUUAACAUUUAUUUAUUUUAAUGUGAAUUCAUUUAUUCAAUUAUAAGUUUAUUUAUUUAUUUAUUUAUUUAUUUAUGUAUUUCUAAAUAUAUUCAUUGGAUUAUUUUUGUGCCUGUAUGUCAACUGAGUGGUUGGUACACUCUAAGAAAUAAAAUGUUGUAUUUAC
Messenger RNA from Dicentrarchus labrax (European seabass), 1805 nucleotides. RefSeq names its product ornithine decarboxylase-like. Lineage: Eukaryota; Metazoa; Chordata; Actinopteri; Moronidae. The record is from RefSeq and is a predicted model, not a curated record. Bases 58 to 1458 code for a protein of 466 amino acids. Gene Ontology annotation, molecular function: ornithine decarboxylase activity. The transcript is spliced from 9 exons. Gene Ontology annotation, cellular component: cytoplasm.